AGGAGGAACUGUCAUUAAAGUGUUGGCAACACUGGUUGUCAAAACAUUCUUCGGCAAAUUCAGUUGAAAAAAAUCCAAAUUUUAGCAUAAAGAAAUGCAAAAUGGUGUCCAAUGGUGUGUUGGAAUUUGUGCGUGAAGAUGACUACAUAGAAUACUACCUGUUCCCCCAACUAACAUCCCCAGACAACUCCCGGAAUGAGGAAUUGAAUGAGAUACUGAAGACAGUGGAAGAAGUGGCUGAAGAAUUCUGCUGUGGCUAUAUUUGGCACAGGAAUGCCUUUCACGUGCGAGCUCGGCCCGGAAAUGCUCAUUUGCUGAUUGAUCAUCAAGGCCAGACGCCAAGUGGUGAGUCAAUGACACGGGCAGAGACAGAUCAUGAGAUACUUCCUGCCCAUUUGUAUGGGAUUGUUCACUUUGGGGACAACAUUGAGGAUGAAUGGUUUGUUGUGGCUCUCCUGUAUGAGCUGACAAGGAAAAUUCCUGGGCUGAUUGUGCGCACUGUCGAUGGAGAUGGGGAAUUUCUGUUGAUUGAAGUUGCCAAUCACCUUCCGAAUUGGGCCAAUCCGGAUACUUGUCAUCAGUGCGUUUAUAUUACAUAUGGGGCACUGCAUCUGAUGGAGAAUCCUCCGGAGAGUUCUCAGGGAGUUGCCGAGGCCAUUGGGAAGUUGAGGGAGAAUCCUGGGGUUCAUAGGGUGUCCAAUGAGAUUGAAAAUUGCAUUUCUCUGAGAAUUGGUGAUUACCCAGGACGCAUUCCUGGGAAUCUCCAUCGUGCCACUGCCUUUGUGCCCGUGGGCGUUGCUGCCCUCCUUCGGAACAAUCCCAGGUUGAUUGCAAGUGCCAUCCGGGAAUUCUGUGCCCGGGAUGCCGUUGACAUGAAAAUCUGUCGCGCAAUGAGAUUCUUCCCUCCGGAAAAUCGUGUUUACACCCGUGUCACCUUCACCAAGUGUCUCUAUGCCAUGCUAAUGCACACCAACUACACCCCAGAUCGUCGAACUGGCUGGAAUCUACCUCCUCAGUCCAGUGAGACCUUCCCUGCGCACAGUCUGGGCAUGAAAAUUGCCUGUGGCUUUGAGAUUCUGGCAUCUCAGGCCAAACCCGAGGCAGAUUGGGCAACAAAUCGCCACUGGAUCAAAUACUUGGAGAGUUUGAGGGCCAAAGGGUACUUCCAGGACUUCCUGGAGGGCUCCAAGGAUCACAAACGCCUCGUCGAAGCUGCUAAAGACUUCUACCGCGAAAAUAUCAGUGAUCUCCGUGAGAAUUCUCAGACUGGACAGCAAAUCCUGGAUGAUCUCAAGAGUAUCGACUGCAGUAUUGAGGAAUUCCGGAAGUUGGAAGCCUCCCUGCCUCCCAAUGAUGAUGAUUCCUGGCUGACUGUAGCUCCUGAAGAUCUCGACAAGAUGCUAAAUGAUCGAUAUGGAGACCCAAGCCCCCAAAUAAAUGGAACUUCUUCAGAAAUGACUGACAAACUGACACAAUUCCUAGCCCAGAAAUCCUCCCUGGAAGGGAUUGAAUCCCCUCCGGUUCGUCCUCAGCGCGGAGUGAAGAAAAAAUCCAAAGGAAAAGUUCACUUCGCCCCAAAUGAAUCCGAUUCCCCAGCCGGAAACACCAUAGACUUCGAUCCUGAUGCCUUCCAGGCCCAUGUGAAAAAUCUCCUGGACCUGGUGAUCCCCGAAGACAAAUGGGACUCCCAAUCUGACAUGAGCGAUUACGGAGAUGACACAGAAAUCGACAGGAACAUCGAUGAGAUGAAUACAGUAAAGACAGAAACCAAUCUUGAUGUCUACAUGACACAAAUGGACAAGGAACUCGCCAAGACGACAAUUGGAGAGAGUUUCGAGAAGAAGAAAUCCUCCUCAUCCGCCCAACCGGACGAUUUCGAUGACAUUGAGGACUUCCAGCCUGUAGACAUCGAUCUCAACACCCUGAAAAACAUGAUGGAGAGCUAUCAGGCUCAACUUGGUGGUCCAGGACCAGCUUCGAAUCUCCUAGGAUCGAUGGGAGUACGACUGAAGCCUCCUGCAGACUCCAAGGAAUGAACAACUCUUCCGCUUCUCUUCCUCUUUCAACAUUACGAGCUUUACAUGACAUUCUAUCGCCAGAGUUGCGCACAUAUUUCUUGUUAUUCAGCCCGCCUCCGGAGGAUCCUCAAAGGAUCUUCUCGGAGCUGAUAGCUUGGGAAAAUCCCCCACGAAAUGAAAAAAAAUAAAGGAAAAAUUUCCAA
Molecule: messenger RNA, 2221 nt
Organism: Phlebotomus papatasi
Lineage: Eukaryota; Metazoa; Arthropoda; Insecta; Diptera; Psychodidae
Gene: ecd
Product: protein ecdysoneless
Exons: 1
Coding region: 102-2036 (644 amino acids)
Cellular component (GO): nucleus
Source: RefSeq, a predicted model, not a curated record